This is a messenger RNA of Ceratina calcarata, 2050 nucleotides long. RefSeq names its product required for meiotic nuclear division 5 protein souji (gene Sou). Gene Ontology annotation, molecular function: protein binding; ubiquitin protein ligase activity. Gene Ontology annotation, cellular component: GID complex; nucleus; cytoplasm. NCBI's taxonomy places the organism in Eukaryota, Metazoa, Arthropoda, Insecta, Hymenoptera, Apidae. The coding region runs from base 290 to 1468 and encodes 392 amino acids. Gene Ontology annotation, biological process: proteasome-mediated ubiquitin-dependent protein catabolic process. The transcript is spliced from 7 exons. The record is from RefSeq and is a predicted model, not a curated record.
UUGAACGAAUGAUUGUAUUGUGUACCGUAGACGACAUACGAAUAAGUUGACGGGUUCAUGUUCAGGUUUGUACCGUUUGUACGAGGCGUGGCUGUGUGCGGGCACGUGAGUGUAGAUGAAUACGUAAAAAGAUCUAUAGUGUAUGUAUACCUUACAUAAAUGUGUGCGUCGAGCUCGAGAGAGGUCGGAACUUCGGAACUGUCUACUACACUGGACUACACGUAUACGACGCUCGUACAUAAAGCAAAAGUGACAAGUAGUGACGCGAUAUCAACGGAGAAAAACAAUAAUGGAGGCUUGUAAUGCUGUGGAACGUGAAGUUGACAAAAUUUUAUUGAAAUUCGGGGUGGUAAACGAACAUGCGGAGACGGUGCUUCAAGAUCUAAUAAAUCACAUUGAAUCUUUAAAAAAGGAAUUCGCAGAAGCACCGGCCGAUCAUGAACUAACUCCGGGCCAAGUGCAAAUAUUGAAGGAGGCUAUGAAAAAAGUUUGUGAAACUGUACACCGUUUGACCACAGAACACAGAGAACUGCAUGGUUCGGUUUCGAAAGUAGGGAAAGCCAUAGAUAGAAAUUUCACUGCUGAUUUCGCAAGUACGAGCAGGGAAGACGUUUUCUCUGGCCCAGAGAAGACGCAUCUUUUGAAUCAAGUUAUUUGCCAACACUUCUACCGUCAUGGUAUGUUGGACAUUGCAGCAGAAUUAGCAGCGGAAGCUGGAAUUAAAUCAGACGAAGGGACGAAGGAGCCGUUUACAGAAUUGAACUACAUACUCGAUUGUCUGAAGCAGAGGAACCUCGAACCAGCGCUCGAAUGGGCCAAAACGCAUAGAGAGGCACUUCUGGCACAAAAUUCCUCCUUAGAGUUUAAGCUGCACAGGCUACACUUCAUAAGACUGAUUCAGCAAGGCCCUAGCAAACAGUCCGAAGCUAUAGCGUACGCUCGACAAAAUCUUACACAAUACGUCGGACGUCACGGGAAAGAGGUGCAAGCUUUGAUGGGUACUCUACUUUAUUUACCAAACGGAAUACAAUCAUCCCCUUACAGUCACUUGUUGGAUCCUACUCUGUGGCUAGAUAUUCACGAUGUAUUUACUCGGGAAGCGUGCACGUUAUUCGGUUUAAGCGUGGACAGUCCACUUUCCGUUUGUAUUAACGCUGGCUGUACUGCGCUACCAACGCUUUUGAAUAUCAAGCAAGUGAUGCAACAGAGGCAAGUAAACACCGUUUGGAAUGGAAAAGACGAAUUACCGAUCGAAAUAGAUCUCGGCAAAGAAGGACGUUAUCAUUCUGUUUUUGCGUGUCCGAUCUUGAGGCAACAGAGCACAGAAAAUAAUCCACCAAUGAAACUGGUUUGUGGACACGUUAUUUCGAGAGAUGCGUUAAACAAGUUGACUAACGCGAAUAAAUUGAAGUGUCCAUAUUGCCCGGUCGAACAGAAUCCAGAGCAUGCUACACUUAUAUAUUUCUAGGUUGCUGUGAUACAACGAUAUGAGAGAAUUGUUUUUGGAGUAAUUCGAGAACGUACUGCUUAAAGCGACGAAAGAGAUAGAUUUAUAACGCGGAGUCGAAUCAUCGAACGAGGCAUCAUAUUUCAUCAUGAACGUUACCUUUCAUCUUUCUUGGCAGACUGAUUUCCUCGCGUCGUCGAACCGUCAAAUAGUGCUGUCUACAGCCAGUAAUACGUAUAUGCUAAUGAUUUCGGUAACUAUGGUCGAAAUUUGUUUCUCUAGUAUGUUUCAGUGUCUUUCGUAAAUCAGUUAUAUUGACGUAAGGAUCGAGACACGUUAAUUCAAUUGUACUUGUUUGAAUAAUGAUUAACGUAUAAAUAAAUAAAUACACGCAUAUUUAUUUAUUUAUAUAUAUAACCACGGAUGCGCGAGUGCGAUAGUGUAAUUGUAAUAGCAUUAAGUAACACAUCUUUUGUAUAUACAGCUGUUAAAUGUUAACUACCGAUUAAAGUUAUUUGUAAUGGCAUAUUAAUGAGAUGAUAUAUGAACGCAAUCAUGUCGGAUUUUUAUUCGCCACAGAAAAUAUAAUAUUCACCCAGAGAA